Molecule: messenger RNA, 246 nt
Organism: Scheffersomyces stipitis CBS 6054
Lineage: Eukaryota; Fungi; Ascomycota; Pichiomycetes; Serinales; Debaryomycetaceae
Exons: 1
Coding region: 1-246 (81 amino acids)
Source: RefSeq, a predicted model, not a curated record
AUGGCCGGAACAUUGAGACCUGAUCCCGAAUUCCAGAGAUUCAACCUCGCCAAAGAAAACUUGGGUAACUACUUCAGAUUUAAGCCAAGAUCUGCUGUGUUCAACGUAGUCUUCAUGGGUUUAGUUCCUUUGGGGUUGACUAUUGCUGCUUACAAUUUGGAAGGACAAGUUGGUUUCUUUAGAAAAUUCAGAAAAGAAAAGAUUCUUGGAGGUGACGACUAUGUUCCAAGAGACAAAGACUUGUAG